UUUCGGAAAUGCAUAUUGAUAUUAUAUUCAAGGUUGGUGGCACUUGCAUCAGCACCUUGAAUCAGCUAGGUGUCUCCACUUCGGCCACUCAAUUUGCAUCAGACUUCAACAGUUCUUAACCUUCAUCAUUGCUGAGAAAUAGCAGUGUUGGUUCAGGCCAUUCCUAAAAGUUAUUCACACAUAAAUUUAUUUGUGGUGGCCUAUGCCCCCAGGAUUUUCUUGAAACCAUUUCUGCGUCGCCGUAUUCGGUGUUUCUGUGAUUGAAGUAUCGGAAAUACAGAUUCCAGAGUUAAUUUGUUAUAGAUACUUCCAUUCUGGAAAAACCAUGCAGAGCCCUUCCGAGAAGAAACCUGGAGUUUACACUCAUACAGCGCAGUGGUCAAUUUCUUCUCUAGCUUGGUCAGUUCGCCAGGACAAAAAAUCACGCCUCGCCGUUGCAAGUUUCCUGGAAGACUACAGCAACAAAGUUGAGCUCGUUCACUUCAACCUCGAAACCUCCGAUUUCUCAACCGACAAUCGCCUCAUUUUCGACCACCCUUAUGCCCCCACAAACCUCAUGUUCUUCCCCUCCGAAGACACCGCAAAUCCGGACAUAAUCGCCACCUCCGGCGACUACCUCCGCCUCUGGCAAAUCCACCGCGACCACAUCGAACUCAAAGCCUUGUUGAACAGCAACAAAGGCAGCGAGUUCAACUCCGCUAUAACGUCAUUCGAUUGGGCCGAUUUUGACACCCGCCGUGUGGCCACUUGCAGUGUUGACACCACUUGCAUAGUUUGGGACAUAGAGAAAGAAAUUCUUGACACCCACCUGGUGGCUCACGAUAAAGAGGUUUAUGACAUCUCAUGGGGAGGCUUCAAUGUAUUUUCCACCGUCUCGGCCGACGGUUCAGUUAGGGUUUUCGACUUGAGGGAUAAAGAAAGAUCGACAAUAAUUUACGAAAACCCUGUACAGAAUUGUCCAUUGUUGAGGCUCGAGUGGAACAAGGCGGAUCCGAGGUUUAUGGCGACGGUGGGGAUGGAUAGUAACAGAGUUGUCGUUUUAGACAUUCGUUAUCCAACGAAUCCUGUGAUGGAAUUAUGCAAGCAUCGGGGGAGUGUGAAUGCGAUAUCGUGGGCGCCGGUCAUGGGGCGGCAGCUGUGUUCGGUGGGGGAUGAUUCUAGGGCUCUGAUUUGGGAGGUGGCGGGGUUUGCGCAGAGUGUAGGGGAAGUGGAGCCGCAGAUGUGGUAUGGAUCAAUGGCUGAGAUUAAUCACGUGCGUUGGUGUCCGACUGAGUUGGAUUGGAUUGCUAUUUGUUUCUCGGACAAGUUGCAGCUCUUAAAGAUUUGAAGCUGCUUUUUAUUCCCUUCAACUUUCCGGUCCAUUGUCAAAAUAAUACCGUAGAUUUUGUUUAAUAAUAUCUGUAUCUUUUUAAUUUUAAGAGUAGUGUUAUUUAUGUAA
Mangifera indica (mango) is the source of this 1438-nucleotide messenger RNA. RefSeq names its product WD repeat-containing protein LWD1-like. Gene Ontology annotation, molecular function: protein binding. The record is from RefSeq and is a predicted model, not a curated record. Gene Ontology annotation, cellular component: nucleus. Bases 326 to 1327 code for a protein of 333 amino acids. The transcript has 2 exons. NCBI's taxonomy places the organism in Eukaryota, Viridiplantae, Streptophyta, Magnoliopsida, Sapindales, Anacardiaceae.